UUUACAUUGAAAUUUGAAAAUUGAAUUGAAAUCAUUGAAUUUUUUCCAGAACUGGAAUAUUAUUUUCAUUUUUGUGGUGUUAAAAUAUUUAAAACCCAAGUGGGGACCCCACUGAGGGGUUACAAAGUGUGUCAUCAUUGGUAAAUCUAACAUACACAAAUUAACCACAAGAUGUUUAACUUACAAAUAUUGAAACAACUUUCGAGAUUGACGAUAAGUUCAGUUUCGAAAGUGCCAUUGAAUACAAGGCAUAUUAGCAGUUCUGCUAUUGUACAGUUUAGGAUCACAGAUCAACUAUGGGCAGAACCACUCAAAAAGAAGAAGAAAGUAGAUCCAGCUAUUAUAAAGGCUAGGGAAGACAGGAGGAGGAAAAAAUUAGAAAAGCAAAUCAGAAAAUUGCAGAAAAAUGCUAGACAGUUGAAACCAAUUGAAGAGAUUGAACCACCUCUGCACCUUAUGGAUCAAAUGGGAAAGCGUAAAAGGCCUGCAGUAAUAUUGUCAGCAGAAGAAACAGAGGCUCGAGCAUUACUUCUGAAAGAGUGGACCCGGUACAAGAAGCAGGAGUAUAUGACCAACGUGGCUCAGAUAGAUAGAAUAAUGUCAGCACAGAGGAGAGCACUAGAUAUGUUGUAUGAAGAAUCCGAGGAACUUUAUAAUGAGGCUAUUAUGCCCGAUCUACAACUGGUCCCAUCUUCAUUCAUCGGUACGUACGCCACACCGCCAAUCAAGAACUACGACUCCCCUGAUGGAGAAUACAUAGAUGUUUCCAAGAAAUGGGGGAAAUAAUUAGAUUUAUGUUAUUAAUACAUACAAAUUUGUUACUGUUAGAUUUAAUAAAAAAAAAACUUAAUUUA
This is a messenger RNA of Maniola jurtina (meadow brown), 854 nucleotides long. RefSeq names its product 39S ribosomal protein L40, mitochondrial (gene mRpL40). The record is from RefSeq and is a predicted model, not a curated record. The coding region runs from base 172 to 786 and encodes 204 amino acids. Lineage: Eukaryota; Metazoa; Arthropoda; Insecta; Lepidoptera; Nymphalidae. The transcript has 5 exons. Gene Ontology annotation, cellular component: mitochondrial ribosome; mitochondrial large ribosomal subunit.